AUGUCCAUCACCCCCCGCACCAACUGUUCCCGCGACGCCCUCCCUCAAUUCUGGGAGGGUCAGCCCAAAGACCUUAGCUACUGGGCCAUCCCCAACUGGAACGAAUCUCUGGUGGGGAUGACGGAAUGCUGCAGCCCGAACGAGGUCCACGUUAGCGGCGAAGGGGACUUUGAGGGGUGCGUCCUCUGGUGCUUGAUUCCGGAUUCUAUCCUCAAAGACAAAGAUGGAAAAGUGCACGACAACAAGGAAGCGGUUAUUGCCGAUAUGAGACACUGCGUUGAUCUUAAGGGUAACUUGUCGACGGGCUACAUCAGUGGGGGGAAGGUGAGGGAUAACGCGGCAAUGGGUUUAAAAAUGGGUAGGACGACGUUGCUCGGGGUGGGAGUUUGGGCGUUGUUGACUGUUGGUAUGGUCAUGGCUUGA
Messenger RNA from Sordaria macrospora k-hell, 423 nucleotides. RefSeq lists its product as uncharacterized. The record is from RefSeq and is a predicted model, not a curated record. Lineage: Eukaryota; Fungi; Ascomycota; Sordariomycetes; Sordariales; Sordariaceae.